This is a messenger RNA of Colletotrichum godetiae, 513 nucleotides long. RefSeq lists its product as uncharacterized. The transcript has 3 exons. Bases 1 to 513 code for a protein of 170 amino acids. The record is from RefSeq and is a predicted model, not a curated record. Lineage: Eukaryota; Fungi; Ascomycota; Sordariomycetes; Glomerellales; Glomerellaceae.
AUGGCCUACGGAUUACUCUGGGCAGGUACCUCCAAGUUAUAUCUCACGGUCCAGCCCUUCGAAGACUGGCUCGUUCAAAGCCAUGGAAAAUUCCAGCCGCAUUUUCAAAUAAUUUGCUUUCCUGAGAAGUUCUUACAUCGCGUCGAAAAGCUUGUCAUGUCCCAACACACGAGAUCACCCCACCUCACUACGUUAAAUGGUGAUGAUGGAACACUUGAUGGGGUCCCUCAAUCCCAGGAUAUCUCUGCCAGAGAUAUCAAUCCCGCAAAGCUGACAUCCUUCUUGCGCGACAAGUUUGGAAGUGGCUCGUAUAAUGUGCACAGAUCAUCGGGUCUAGAUGAUGCACAAUAUGUACAUGAUAAAGGCUCCGAGACGUCUGUCCGUCAUUCGGAGACCACGACGACACAGCUUUCCAAAAACCCCAACACCAUCUCUCUUCUUCCAAGAAAAGGAUUAUUUCUUUUAAAAACAACUGUCAUCGCCGAGAAAUCUCAAAGAGGAUACAUGUAUUGA